Molecule: messenger RNA, 1053 nt
Organism: Onychomys torridus (southern grasshopper mouse)
Lineage: Eukaryota; Metazoa; Chordata; Mammalia; Rodentia; Cricetidae
Product: olfactory receptor 7G3-like
Exons: 2
Coding region: 1-1053 (350 amino acids)
Biological process (GO): G protein-coupled receptor signaling pathway
Cellular component (GO): membrane
Molecular function (GO): olfactory receptor activity; G protein-coupled receptor activity
Source: RefSeq, a predicted model, not a curated record
AUGAAAACAGGAAACUUUUCAGAAUCUACAGAAUUCCAUCUCAUGGGACUCUCAGAUAACCAAGAACUAAAGACUGUCCUAUUUGGAGUGUUCCUGUCCAUGUAUCUGAUCACAAUACUUGGGAACCUUCUCAUUAUACUGGCUACUGUUUAUGACUCCAAUCUCCACACCCCUAUGUACUUCUUCAUUUCCAAUCUGUCCUUCAUCGACAUCUGUUUCACCACGACUACCAUUCCAAAGAUGUUGGUGAACAUACAGACUCAGGUCAGCUCCAUCAGUUAUACUGGUUGCCUUACCCAAAUCUGUUUUGUUCUGACUUUUGCUGGACUGGAAAAUGGAAUCCUGGUAAUGAUGGCCUAUGACAGAUUUGUGGCUAUCUGUCAUCCACUGAGGUACACUGUCAUCAUGAACCCCAAACUAUGUGGAAUACUAGUUCUGUUGUCCUUCCUGAUAAGUAUCCUAGAUGCUCUGCUGCACACUUUGAUGGCACUGCGACUGUCAUUCUGCACAAAGGUGGACAUUCCUCACUAUUUUUGUGAACUGGCUCAUAUUCUCAAGCUUGCAUGCUCCAAUAUUCUCAUCAAUAACAUUCUGGUAUAUUUGGUGACAAGUCUGUUGGGUGUUCUUCCACUAUCUGGUAUAAUUUUUUCUUAUACUCGAAUUAUCUCCUCUGUCUUAAAAAUUCCAUCAACUGCUGGAAAAUAUAAAGCUUUCUCUAUAUGUGCAUCACACUUAAUAGUGGUUUCCUUGUUCUAUGGAACAGGGUUUGGUGUGUAUAUGAGUUCUGCUGGCAUUCAUAGCUCUAGGAAGAGUGCAAUAGCCUCAGUGAUGUACACAGUGGUCACUCCCAUGAUGAAUCCCUUUAUAUACAGCUUAAGGAAUAAGGACAUGCAGCAGCUCAUACCCCACCUACAAAGUCCAGUAAUUUCUGCUCCAUCAGAUACAUGCCCACAGUACCAUCUAAGUCAAGCCUGUGCUCCACGGUCCAGAGCUAGCUGCAGGUGGCAGGGAGAUCUUUCACAGAGCAGCCUACUCGAAUCUUGUGGCUCAUGA